AUGCUGACGCAGAGCAAGACAGUCCUCGACGCAAUCGUGCCAGCGGUCAAUCCGAUCAAACCUGAAUUCAUCGUCCACGGCGGUGACUUCCUCUGUGGCGGUAGUUCGUUCGAUCUGCCAUGGACGACCUACCUGCAAUCGAUUGAGGAUGUUGCGACAACUUUUGCCGACUUUGAGGCACCGAUGUACUGUAUCCCCGGCAAUCACGACUCCGACGCACAACAGGGGUCUUUUGAAGCGUUUGCGGAAAGAUUCGACAUCCCUGAAACACUCACGGUCGUUGACGCUGCCCCACGCCUUCGCCUCGCGCUCGCUAACAUCUAUCACCAAUGCGACCCAAUCGAAGAUGGCAGCGGUGUUUGGACCGAUACCCUCGACAAUGCCCUCCGUGAGGAAGCAGAAAAAGCCUAUGAAGAAGGGCACGCGAUGUUGUUGUUUCUCCAUGCAUGGGCACUCCCAAGCCAUGAAGAGGGAAAGGGAACCCUCGACGGUGCAGAUCGGUUGUUGAAAACCGUGAAGGAGAGUCCCGCCAUCGUCGCGCUUUUCACGGGGCAUCGGCAUACCAACCGUAUUCGGAUGUAUCGUGAUUUCCUCACUGUUGACACCGCAUGUCUGAUCGGUUUCCCAAUGGGGUUUCGGGAGGUUCAACUUCGGGACAACGGAUAUUUCGAGACGCGAUUUCAUCAACUCCCGCUACCAGCACUUAUCCAAGAAUCGUACGAUAAAUCCAGUGCUGAGACGAAUAACGGCUGGAAUGGCGAAAUCCAUGACCGGAAUACGGAAAUCCUCUUGCCGAGACUCAGAGAGAUUUGGCGUUAG
Messenger RNA from Geodia barretti, 819 nucleotides. The record is from the annotation of a GenBank genome assembly. NCBI's taxonomy places the organism in Eukaryota, Metazoa, Porifera, Demospongiae, Tetractinellida, Geodiidae.